Messenger RNA from Diaporthe amygdali, 585 nucleotides. RefSeq names its product nadh-ubiquinone oxidoreductase 21 kda subunit. Bases 1 to 585 code for a protein of 194 amino acids. Lineage: Eukaryota; Fungi; Ascomycota; Sordariomycetes; Diaporthales; Diaporthaceae. The transcript has 4 exons. The record is from RefSeq and is a predicted model, not a curated record.
AUGGCGGACCGAACAUCGCAGACCUACAUACCAAGCAAGACUAUCCAGACUGACUAUCCUCUUAUAGACAAUGACCCACACUUCAAGCGCGUAGUUGGCUAUGCCCGCCCUUCCGACUACGCCUUCGCCGGUGCGGCAGCGGCAGCUGGCCCGGGUCUGCUCUGGACGAUGGAGAAGUUUGCGCCGUCAUACGCCGGACGGGGCGCCUUUGUGCGAACAAUGCGACUCGCCGGCUUCAUCGGACUCUGCGGCGGCUUCUUGGCCUUCUACCAACGAUCAGCCAUGAGGUUCUACGGCAUGAGCGAGAACGCACGGGAGGUUAACCUGGACAUGCGGGAGAUGGUCGACAAGGUCAAGCGCGGCGAGCCCCUGUACGGCGUGAGCCAACUGUCCCCACACAUGCAGGGCGUCGCAGCACGGCAGUCGAGGUAUUCUGCCACGUUCUUCGAUGCCGUCCCAUGGUUCAACUUUGUCAACCACAACCAGCAUGGCGUCGAUACCGCCAAGUACUACCGGCAGGCGGAGAAGGAGCUGGAUGCGGAGAACCGAGCCAAGGGACAACAGGAGGUUGCGCAGCUGGGUUAA